Malaclemys terrapin pileata is the source of this 1691-nucleotide messenger RNA. RefSeq names its product single stranded DNA binding protein 4 (gene SSBP4). The record is from RefSeq and is a predicted model, not a curated record. Bases 146 to 1312 code for a protein of 388 amino acids. The transcript is spliced from 18 exons. Gene Ontology annotation, cellular component: nucleus. Gene Ontology annotation, molecular function: protein binding; single-stranded DNA binding. Gene Ontology annotation, biological process: positive regulation of transcription by RNA polymerase II. Lineage: Eukaryota; Metazoa; Chordata; Testudines; Emydidae.
GGCGGUUUCAAGCUCCCCCGCCCGAGCGCCGCUGCCGGGUUUGCGGCCGCUGCUCCGGGCCGGGGCCGGCGGGGUGGCCGUGGCUAUGGGGCGCUGCGCCGGCCGCGCUCGCUGACGGGCGUGCACAGGCGAACCCGGCCGCAGCAUGUACGCCAAGGGGAAGGGCUCCGCCGUGCCCUCGGACAGCCAGGCCCGGGAGAAGCUGGCGUUGUAUGUGUACGAGUACCUGCUGCACGUGGGAGCCCAGAAAUCUGCACAGACCUUCCUCUCGGAGAUCCGAUGGGAGAAGAACAUCACACUAGGGGAGCCCCCGGGUUUCCUGCACUCCUGGUGGUGUGUGUUCUGGGACCUGUACUGCGCGGCGCCGGACCGCCGGGAGACGUGUGAGCACUCCAGCGAAGCCAAGGCCUUUCACGACUAUAGUGCCGCCGCGGCCCCCAGCCCUGUGAUGGGGAACAUGCCCCCGAACGACGGCAUGCCAGGAGGACCCAUGCCACCCGGUUUCUUUCAGGGACCUCCGGGCUCUCAGCCAUCACCCCACGCACAGCCUCCGCCCCACAACCCUGCCGCCCCCAUGCUGGGGCCCCACAGCCAGCCUUUCAUGUCCCCUCGCUACCCCGGCGGCCCCCGGCCUUCGCUCCGCAUGCCAAACCAGCCGCCUGUGGGGGUCCCGGGUUCCCAGCCGCUGCUGCCCAACACCAUGGACCCCAGCACGAGAUCACAGGGGCAUCCGAAUAUGGGGGGCCCGAUGCAGCGGAUGAACCCCCCGCGAGGCAUGGCGGGGAUGGCUCCUCAGAACUACGGCAGCGGGAUGCGGCCCCCACCCAACUCGCUGGGCGGCCCCGGCAUGCCCACCAUGAACAUGGGCCCAGGAGGGCGAGCGCCGUGGCCAAACCCCAACACCAACUCUAUCGCGUACUCCUCCUCGUCACCCGGGAGCUACGUGGGCCCUCCAGGAGGCGGCGGCCCCCCCGGAACCCCCAUCAUGCCCAGCCCAGGAGACUCCACCAACUCCAGCGAGACCAUGUACACCAUGAUGAACCCUAUCGGGCCCGCUGGGAACCGGCCGAACUUCCCCAUGGGGCCUGGCCCCGAUGGGCCCAUGGGAGGCAUGAACGCCAUGGAGCCCCAUCACAUGAAUGGAUCCUUAGGCUCUGGCGACAUGGACGGGCUGCCAAAGAGCUCGCCGAGUAACAUGGCAGGGCUGAGCAACCCGCCCGGGACUCCGCGGGACGACGGCGAGAUGGGCGGCACCUUCUUAAACCCCUUCCAAAGCGACAGUUACUCGCCCAGCAUGACAAUGAGCGUGUGAUCGGCUCGGACGUCCCGGCGCAGAGAGCCAGACGCCCCCGCGGUUCUAAACUCUAUUUAAAACACCCGCAGGAACUGGCCGCCUGCCCUCCUGCCAGCACCCCCCCGUUUCCCCCUCCACCUGGGGCACAGUCCCCCCCUGCACUCUAUUGGCACACAGCACCCCCUCCCCCCACGCCCUGGCCCUGCCCUCCCCCUGCAUCAGGCAGAGACCUGGGCCCCGCUGGACUGGUGCUGUGGGGUACACGGUGGGGGGGGGCUGCUUGUGCCAGGCAAGAGGCUGUUCCCAGGCAGGCGGGGGGGGUGCUGUGGUGGGAGGGUGGAACCUGCUGACUACUGCGUGGGGGGGGGGGGGGCAGAGCUGUGGCUGCGUCAGGCAG